CAUCAUCCUGAGGUGCUCGAACAGACACGAUCGAACGCUAGACCGCUCGCUCACUGACCGUGGCUUAUGCUUCUUACCAAGGCUCUUGCGUCGUUUCUCUUGUUCCUCCAAGGUGCUACGGUGCCAAGAUAUCAGCACCAAAGCAGUUGCCUAAGCUCCCAAGUCUGUGCUGCAUGUCACUUCCUUACUCCGCCUCGUGACAGCCCGCCUUUUGGCCCAUCAAUCCCCGACGACGAUUACCUUUUUUGCCUGUCCGCUCCUCGCUACACCUUAGUCCGCUCCUCUUCUUUCUAUCUCCGUGUUUCUCUUUUUUUUUUCUUUUUUUCCCACUCUUCCCUUUUUAACCAUCAACCAUCCCUCCUCGCCCAGACCUUUCGGGGGUUUAUUACUUGUGUUGCUUCUUCCUUUCGUCGCAGGUUUCUCUUUUUCGGAACUUGUUCCUUUUUCUUAGGGUACCUCCCAAAUCCACAACGCGGUUGCAUGCGCUUGUCUCGCUUUCGCUCCUAAUCCGUCAGCCAAAAACCCGUUGUUCGACCUAAAGCGAUCGACCCUCUCUCUCCCACCCCAAGAACGUCAUCCACAUACCGACGGCCGCUUUGUCGCGCCCCCCCCCCC
Molecule: messenger RNA, 615 nt
Organism: Colletotrichum phormii
Lineage: Eukaryota; Fungi; Ascomycota; Sordariomycetes; Glomerellales; Glomerellaceae
Exons: 1
Coding region: 67-507 (146 amino acids)
Source: RefSeq, a predicted model, not a curated record